AGCUCCGCUCAUCCGAUAGUGGCAAACUCUCGACACCACGUGUUUGCCUUGAGACUUACGGAAAGCGCACUUUCGCAUUUGCUGGUCCAACAAUUUGGAACGCCCUUCCUGUCGAUCUUAGAAACAACCAGACACUGGAGUCCUUUAAAACAGAUCUAAAGACACAUCUAUUUCGCAAAUACCUUCUGGGAUGAUUGUCUACCUUAUUUUCCAUGUGUUGCUGUGUUGCUCCGGGUUGAAAUGGCUAGAAAGACUUUGAUAUUGUAUGCUUGUAAUUAGUUUUUGUAGUGUUGUGUUUGUUUUAAAUGUGGUGAAUUAUAGAUAUGUUUUU
Molecule: messenger RNA, 331 nt
Organism: Lymnaea stagnalis (great pond snail)
Lineage: Eukaryota; Metazoa; Mollusca; Gastropoda; Lymnaeidae
Source: the annotation of a GenBank genome assembly